AUGAUGUCAAGACAGGCCUUCCUCUGCAGUUUGGGAUCUCUGUAUUUGUCCCUUCUGUUUGUAUUUCUCCUAAUGGAUGUAUAUGCAAGGCCUGCAAAUAAUUCAGCCCUCAAAGAAAAGCCAGCUGACAGUAAAGAUGAGAACGAGAUCUUGCCCCCAGAUCACUUGAACGGAGUCAAAAUGGAGAUGGAUGGACAUCUUAACAAGGAAUUUCAUCAAGAAGUUUUCCUAGGAAAAGAGAUGGAAGAGUUUGAGGAAGACUCAGAACCCAGAAGAAAUAGGAAGAAGCUCAUGGUCAUCUUUUCCAAGGUGGAUAUAAAUAAUGAUAAAAAAAUAGGUGCCAAAGAGAUGCAGCGCUGGAUCAUGGAAAAGACAGAUGAACACUUCCAGGAAGCUGUGGAAGAGAAUAAAAUGCACUUCCGAGCCGUGGACCCUGAUGGUGAUGGCCGUGUGUCCUGGGAUGAAUAUAAAAUUAAAUUUUUGGCAAGCAAAGGCUUUAAUGAGAAAGAGAUUGCAGAGAAGAUCAAAAACAAUGAAGAGUUGAAAAUAGAUGAAGAAACACAGGAAGUUCUAGAUAACCUGAAGGAUCGGUGGUACCAAGCUGACAACCCACCUCCUGAUCUGAUGUUGAAUGAAGAAGAGUUCUUGUCGUUUCUCCAUCCAGAGCAUAGUAGGGGGAUGCUGAAGUUCAUGGUUAAAGAAAUCAUCCGAGAUUUGGAUCAAGACGGAGAUAAGAAACUCACCCUUUCAGAGUUUAUUUCCUUGCCUGUUGGUACUGUAGAGAACCAGCAAGCUCAAGAUAUUGAUGAUGACUGGGUAAAAGACAGGAGAAAGGAAUUUGAGGAGGUGAUUGAUGCUAACCACGAUGGUAUUGUCACAAUGGAAGAGCUGGAGGAAUAUAUGGAUCCUAUGAAUGAAUACAAUGCCCUAAAUGAAGCGAAGCAAAUGAUAGCAGUAGCAGAUGAAAAUCAAAACCAUCACUUAGAGCUGGAAGAGAUCCUGAAAUACAGCGAGUACUUCACAGGCAGCAAGCUUAUGGACUAUGCACGUAAUGUCCAUGAGGAGUUCUGAUCCUGCUCACUUUUCCAGAGCUCUGAAGCACUUUCUUGUUUUCAAAAAGAUAAAACCACAGGAAAAAAGAAAUCCAACUCCCAAACAGACAGAAAGUUACUUUGCUGCUAUCUGUGUUAUAUGCCUAGAGUGUGUUGUCCUAGACUAAAACAUAGUCCGUCCGUACAUAAGAUCUACAGCGCUGUUGCCUUCGGUAUGAGGGAAGAAAAUCUGUCCGUAAAUGAUGGGACAGGUCCUGGACUACAUGAGUUCACCCUGGUUUGGACAGUCAAUGCAGCUGAAGUUUCAGCUGCUUUUGGUUAAUCAUGUUUGGUGGAGGCUUAAAUAUUUAACUCUUCUUGUUGCCCUCAUAGCUGCUGAUCCAUGGAAAUCGCAAAUAACCCUGAGAGAUGCAGGCUUUGGUGAAGGCGACUGUGGUUCACAUCCAUGUGUUCUGACCCCGUGAGAGUAUCCAUGUGUAGACUGGUUUGCUAGGAAUUUUCUCGGUGUGUCUCAACCUACUUACGUAUUGUUGAGGAUUUAACACUUUAAAAAGUUCUCCCUCCAUUGCUAAGCUGUUUCUAGGAGCUGUGGGGAAGAACUUUAAAUGUUGGAGAGAAGCUCUUCUGCUUCUGGUUGAAAAGGAAAGCUGGUUUUAUAGUGUAGCAGGAUUUGAGUUUGUGACUACACUGGGAAUGUGGGAAAACGGCUUAUAUCUUUAAACAUCAGAUUUCAUUCUAAAAUGAAGCAAUGUGGAAGGUUUCUUUGUGGACUUAAAGACGAUGGAGAGAGCAGUAGGAUUUCCUUAGGUGUAUGGUUACUACUUAACUGAAAUUCAUUGUUAAACCUAGUAAACUUACUUGCCUCUGUCCAAGUAAAUGAUGCUGAUGAACUCAUGAAUGAUGAAGCUGGCAGACAUACAAGCUUUGCUUUUGAACUGCUCCUGCCAGAGCAAUGUACAGUCAGUGCUUGGGAAGCUUUUUAAUCUGUCUGGUUUUGGGUAAUAUCUGAAAGCAUCUUGCAACACAAGGGUCAUAUCCACUACUGUCUAAAACAGAAAACUUAUUUUUACUCUGGUUCCAUCUUUACUGUAACAACCCCUCUUUUGGAAGGGUUGCCUGAAAAUCCAAGUGAGAUGUUAUAUUUGAUUAAAUUUAUUCUCUUAAUAUAAUGUAAAUAUAAGU
Molecule: messenger RNA, 2234 nt
Organism: Melopsittacus undulatus (budgerigar)
Lineage: Eukaryota; Metazoa; Chordata; Aves; Psittaciformes; Psittaculidae
Gene: SDF4
Product: stromal cell derived factor 4
Exons: 6
Coding region: 1-1071 (356 amino acids)
Biological process (GO): calcium-ion regulated exocytosis
Cellular component (GO): endoplasmic reticulum
Molecular function (GO): calcium ion binding
Source: RefSeq, a predicted model, not a curated record